GGUGCGAGCCUGCCCAUCCUCUCUGCACCAAAUACUGGGAGCGGUGUGGGGAGGCAGCAGCAUGAAUGGGGGCUAUGGCAGAGCGCUUGGAGCUGGGAGCCCCACUCUCACAUACUGCUCCUCACAGAAGAUAUGCUCCUGGAUGCUGAGCUGCUGCUUAGCCCUUCAGCACCUGGCCGUGCAGACCUCCUUGCUCUGCAUCUUCCACCUCCUCCUGCUGCCCACCCUGCCCCAGGAGGCACCUCAUGCCCAGACCAUCAGCAAGCUGCUGGCACGGAGCCUCUUUGCCUGUGGCAUCUCCACUGUUCUGCAAACCACCCUAGGGAGCCGGUUGCCACUGGUUCAAAUUCCAUCCUUUGAGUACCUGGUCCCUGCCAUGGUGCUGAGCUCCCACCUGUCCCACGGUGCCAGCACAGACAGGAAUGGCACAGGCAUGGCCAGUACAUGCUCUGAACCACAUUGCACAGUCACAGGGAACUGGGCUGACUCACUGCAAGAGGUCUCYGGAGCAGUGCUGGUCUCUGGGCUGAUUCAGUUGGUGCUGGGAGUGUCUGGCGUGUGUGGGUGGGCAAUGCAGCACUGCGGGCCCAUGGUCCUGGCCCCCAGCCUCUCCAUCAUCGGGCUGUCCGCAUACAAGGAAGCUGCUUUCUUCUGCUCCACUAAYUGGGGUGUAGCACUGCUGCUCAUGCUCCUUGCUGUCACAUUCUCCCAGCACCUGCGGUCCUGCCGCUUGCCCUUCUGUGCCUGGCCCCACGCUUGGGAGGGCUCYCCAGAGCCAUCAGUUCCUACCCUGCGCACAUUCUCGGUACUGCUCCCAUUUGCUGGUGUCUGCAUUGUCUGUGCCAUCCUCAGCCACUUCCACAUUCCCUGGGAAUCACUUGACCUGGCUAUGGCACAGCUGUCCUGGGCCAACAGCACCUUCAAUGCCCCUUGGGUCCACAWCCCCUAUGCAGGGGAGUGGAGGUGGCCGCUGCUUACCCCCCGGUCACUGGCAGUGGGCAUCGCCAUGGCCGUCAGCUGCAGCAUGAACUCAGUGGGCUGCUACGUGUUGUGUGGGAGGCUGCUGCAAGUCCCCCGGCUGCCCCCUCAUGCCUGUAACCGGGGGCUUUGCAUGGARGGGUUGGGCAGCCUCCUGGCAGGACUGCUGGGUGCCCCUGGRGGCACGGCCUCCAGCAUCGCCAACACCUGUACUACUGGCCUCACACAGGCUGGCUCUCGCCUCUCAGUGCAAGUCAGCGCUCUGGCGUGCGUGGUGCUGGGCAUGUCCCCGAGGCUGGCAGGGCUCCUCACCCGCAUCCCACUGGCGGUUCACGGAGGGGUGCUCUGCRUCACCUACGCCGUGGCUGUGGGCAYGGGAAUCUCCUACUUCCAGUACACAGACAUCGACUCGGGAAGAAACAUCUUCAUUGUUGGCUUUGCCAUGUUCAUGGCACUGCUGGUACCGCGGUGGUUCGGCACAGCUCUGACUCCCCUGGCCACAGGCUGGGUGCCACUGGACCUCCUCUYCCUCUCCCUGCUCAUGGUGCCUGUCUUUUUAACUGGCUUCUUGUCAUUUUUUCUGGAGAACACAGUCUCAGGAACACUGGAGGAACGAGGGUUGCUUUCUGAGCAGCCAUGGAAAGCCAGAGCUGGUGACUGUCACCUCCACGGAGGGAAGGGCGAAGCCAGCCACCUACAUAGGUUCCCCACUGGGCUGAGGAGGCUGCUGCCAUCUCCCUGCAAAGCCUUUCUCUGCUGCUUCCUCUGCCCAAGAAGUGAGGAAGAGGAGGAAGGCAGCUGUGCCACUGAGGAGGGGACUGCUGACCCUGGGGAAGGGACACACCUGCUCCCCAAACCCAGCACUGGGGAUCUGCAGCCUGCAAUAAGGCCAAGCCAGWCAGAGAUGCCUGCAUGGCACACUGUGGCCUGACCCUGUCAUGUGGGGACACCUCAUGUGCAAACCCGGCUGUGCUCUCAAGGCAGCUUGUGAGCCACUUCGCUCUUCAUUUCUGAAGCCCUUGAGGACUGAAGGGACCUGMGCUUCUACCCUCCUAGAAAAAACCUGAUUUCCCCGCUUAAGAGUGAAAAAUAAAAACCUUCA
This is a messenger RNA of Malurus melanocephalus (red-backed fairy wren), 2080 nucleotides long. RefSeq names its product solute carrier family 23 member 3 (gene SLC23A3). The record is from RefSeq and is a predicted model, not a curated record. The transcript has 12 exons. Gene Ontology annotation, molecular function: transmembrane transporter activity. Gene Ontology annotation, biological process: transmembrane transport. NCBI's taxonomy places the organism in Eukaryota, Metazoa, Chordata, Aves, Passeriformes, Maluridae. The coding region runs from base 62 to 1909 and encodes 615 amino acids. Gene Ontology annotation, cellular component: membrane.